AUGUCUUUUAAUAGUUACCUAUAUAGUGACAGAUUUAGAUCUCCAAGAGGUUUAUUCGACGCGAAUUUACUAUGUCCUCCUGGAACUUGGACCAAUGACUUUUCUUUAUGUUCUGCUCAACCUCAUUUACCACCUCACUUACAAUCUCACUUACAACCUCCUUUACCACCUCAUUUACAACCUUGUCCUUUUAGCAGUCAAGUAAAUCGUAGGCAAAAACAUAAUACUCCUCUUUCAAAUGACGAUUCCGCUUAUCUAUGGCGUAUGAGAAUUUAUCCUAAUGGUUCCACUAAAAAAUCUUGUGCUGGUCACAUUUCCAUAUAUCUGGAAGCAAUUCAAACUCUUUUCGAAAAACAAAAUUUUUUUUUUAGACGAAGUGUUCAAUUCAAAUUUUUACUUUAUCGUUUAAUAAAAUCUACUUCUUUAACCGAUUCUUCAAAUAGAUCUGAUGAUAAUUAUAAUAGUUCUUCUACUUUUUCAAGACAUAAUUCUUUAAUUCAAGAUUCUUCAAAAGAACGUCCUGAAUUAAUUUAUGAAGGUUCUUUACAAAAAUGGGAUUUCGAAUUUCAUGGAAUAAAUUCCACUUAUGGUUUCCCUACUUUAGGAACUUUUCAUGAUUUAUUUCCUUUCGAUGAUAUAAACAUUAAUGAAGUUGAUUUAGUAGUUCGAGUUCAUAUUUAUAAUAAUAAUUCUUUUUUACCUCCUUUCUCCGAUUUAUCUAAUCCUUUUUACCCUUCCGAUCUUUGUUCUUCUUUAUUUUCUCCGGCUUCUUUUGAAAAAUUCUUUAAUAGUGAUUCUUAUUAUGAUGUGGCUUUUACUUUUGAAAAUGAUGAUCCUCCGGUUGAUAUUCCUUCUUCUUCUCCUCCAUCUCCUACUGUUGAUCUUAAUUCUAGUUCCGAUUCUAGAUCUGAUUCUAAAUCGGAUUCUAAAUCGGAUUCUAGACUUGUUUCUAGAUCGGAUUCUAGAAUUGUUUCAAGAUUUGAUUCGAGAUUUGAUUCUAAAUCUCUUAAACCUUCUUCUAAAUUUGUUCGUACUAUAAAAGCUCACAGAAUAAUUCUGGUCCAACGUUCGGAAUAUUUUGAAAAAUUCUUGGGUGGUGGUUGGAAAGAGGGUAGUUUAAAAACAAUUCCAAUAAAACAUAUUCCUUUCGAAACUUUUCGUAGUAUACUUUAUUAUUUAUAUACUUUUAAAUUAGAUGAUAAUUUAGAUUUUUCUAUUCUUAAGGAUGUUUAUACUAAUGCUGAUAUGAUGAGAUUGGAACAACUUUCUCAAUUGGUUGCUGAUAGAAUUAUUCGUAUGGUGGAUUAUGAUAAUUGGGAUCAAGUUUUGGAUUUAGGUUGGAAAUCAAAUAGCUUUGGUAGUAAAUUAUUAUUAAAAAACGCUGCUUAUGAUUUUAUUCAUAGUCAUUGGUCGGAUAUUAAGAAUACUGAGAAUAUGUCUUCUUUACUUCAUUCGGCUACCGUUGAUUGUAUUGAAGAAUUAAUGGAAGCUAAAAUGUUUGGUCCUCCUAAAUAA
Molecule: messenger RNA, 1515 nt
Organism: Racocetra fulgida
Lineage: Eukaryota; Fungi; Glomeromycota; Glomeromycetes; Diversisporales; Gigasporaceae
Source: the annotation of a GenBank genome assembly